CUUCUUGUGUUUCUUGCCUACUUCUUACCCAAAUUGUCUUUCUUAUUAUCCCGUUUCUUUCUUUUACAUUGUCACAGUCGAACGACUCGGCGUUCAUUCUUGGAUUCCUCGCACAAGUCAACUUUACAUGUCCAUUUUUUCUUUAUCUUACUUAUUAUCUCAUGGCUUCUUUGUCAAAUCUUGCAAGUGGGUAGAAUAUUGCAGAAAACCCCAACCUCCUGCUACUAAUUCAAUUCUGCUUACACUCCCAAAUGUAUAUAUGUGAAGGAUUGGUGAAGGAGAUGGGAUUUCAACUUUGAAGAAGUGCAUAAGAUAACAUAUGGGUUUGGUAAGGCUUUUUCUGGGUUCUGUUCUUGGUGUGUUGGGUUUGUUAGUAAAUGCAGUGGUUUUGUGUAAUGGAGGAACCACAAGUGCUUUCGUGAGGCAAGUUGAGAAAACUGUUGAUAUGCCCCUUGAAAGUGAUGUCUUCCAUGUGCCUCCUGGUCAUAAUGCCCCUCAACAGGUUCAUAUAACACAAGGAGAUCAUGAAGGGAAGGGGCUGAUAGUGUCAUGGGUUACCAUGGAUGAUCCUGGUUCAAGUACAGUCCUAUAUUGGAGUGAGAAUAGCAAGCACAAGAACAAGGCCAAGGGCACUGUUGUUACCUACAAAUUCUACAAUUAUACUUCUGGUUACAUUCACCACUGCACCAUUAAAAAUUUGGAGUUUGACACGAAAUAUUACUAUGAAGUAGGGAUUGAACACACAACAAGAACUUUCUGGUUUACAACUCCCCCUGAGGUUGGCCCGGAUGUCCCAUAUACAUUUGGUCUCAUAGGGGACCUGGGUCAGAGUUAUGAUUCAAACAUGACUCUUACUCAUUAUGCAUUGAACCCAACAAAAGGAAAAACAAUGUUGUUUAUGGGGGACCUCUCUUAUGCCGAUAACUAUCCAAAUCAUGAUAAUGUCAGAUGGGAUACAUGGGGAAGGUUCACUGAGAGAAGUGCAGCCUAUCAACCUUGGAUAUGGACUGCAGGAAAUCACGAGAUUGAUUUUGCACCUGAAAUUGGUGAAACAAAACCCUUUAAGCCUUACACUCAUCGUUAUCGUGUCCCUUACAAAGCAUCUAAUAGUACCGCACCCUUUUGGUACUCAAUCAAGAGAGCGUCAGCAUACAUCAUCGUUCUGUCUUCAUAUUCGGCGUAUGGCAAAUACACUCCUCAAUACAAAUGGCUCGAGGCAGAGCUUCCAAAAGUAAGCAGGAGUGAGACGCCAUGGUUGAUUGUUCUUAUGCAUGCCCCAUGGUAUAAUAGCUACAACUAUCAUUACAUGGAAGGGGAAACUAUGAGAGUGAUGUACGAGCCGUGGUUUGUAAAGUACAAAGUUGAUGUUGUGUUUGCUGGUCAUGUCCAUGCCUAUGAACGAUCAGAACGCGUUUCCAACAUUGCUUACAAUAUUGUAAAUGGCAUCUGCUCUCCUGUAAGAGACCCAUCUGCCCCUGUAUACAUAACCAUUGGCGAUGGUGGAAAUCUUGAAGGCUUAGCAACCAAUAUGACGGAGCCACAACCAACAUACUCAGCUUUUCGCGAAGCUAGUUUUGGUCAUGCCAUUUUUGAUAUCAAGAACCGGACACAUGCGUAUUAUAGUUGGCAUCGUAAUCAAGAUGGGUAUGCUGUUGAAGCUGAUUCUUUAUGGUUUUUCAACCGAUUUUGGCAUCCAGUCGAUGAUUCUACAAGCACCCAAUGAUGAUGAUAUUAAGUCCAAGAAGAAAAAAGAAACCAACAAAUAAGGAAAAUUUGAUGGAUGAUAUAAUACUGCUUUUGUUGUGUACUCUAGAAUAAAUACCCACCAUUCAUAGUCACUAAACAUUUCAGGCUUGUUUUUGUUGAAUCCUUCACUCAUUUCAUCUCUUUUUAUGUGUUCACUUGUUCUACAUUGUUUGCCAGUCUAUUGAUGCUUGUUAUUGUGGAACCAGGGCCAUAAAUGAGCCAAACCCUAGGUGAAUAAUAGAUUGUUCAAGUUUGGUUCAAAUACUUUACAAGUUGUAAAACGUGUUCACAUUUGAUUUGUUUACAUAUAACGAGCCAAUCUCAAACGAGUUGAACACAA
Molecule: messenger RNA, 2086 nt
Organism: Camellia sinensis
Lineage: Eukaryota; Viridiplantae; Streptophyta; Magnoliopsida; Ericales; Theaceae
Product: purple acid phosphatase 2
Molecular function (GO): acid phosphatase activity; metal ion binding
Source: RefSeq, a predicted model, not a curated record